Molecule: messenger RNA, 1723 nt
Organism: Annulohypoxylon maeteangense
Lineage: Eukaryota; Fungi; Ascomycota; Sordariomycetes; Xylariales; Hypoxylaceae
Product: Noc2p family-domain-containing protein
Exons: 1
Biological process (GO): ribosomal large subunit biogenesis
Cellular component (GO): nucleoplasm; Noc1p-Noc2p complex; Noc2p-Noc3p complex
Source: RefSeq, a predicted model, not a curated record
AGAAAACGAAUUGACGCAAGCUAUGGUUGCACGCUGGAAAGCAGCAAUAUCAGAAAAGCAAUCGCUCAAGGCUGCGAGACAAGUCGUUCUAGCAUUCCGAUCUGCUGCACAUUUGAAUGAAGACGAUGACGACGCGGAGAGAAAGCAGCCCUACAAGAUCUCGAGUCCGGAAGUAUUCCACGACAUCCUCGUUGUUGCGCUCAAGCAGAUUCCCGAAGUCCUUCAACACCAUGUUCCUAUUAAGGAAUCUUCAUCUGGCAAAGUCCAAGUCCCGACAGACUCGAAAAAAUUCAAGACCCUUUCAAACCUCCUCAAGUCUUACGUAUCCGCCAUCUUACACCUUCUAGACACACUCUCGGACGAUGCCACUCUUAAGUUGACAUUAUCUGCAAUCACACCUCUCAUUCCCUACCUAUUAAGUUUCCGAAAGUUGCUCAAGAAUUUAAUAAAAACUGUCGUCGGAUUCUGGGCACAGUCUACGAGCAGCGAUUCGACUCGGAUUACUGCGUUCCUAGUUCUCCGACGACUAGUCGUCGUUGGCGAUAAAGGCAUCAGGGAAGCAGUCUUGAAGGCAACUUAUCAAGGCCUAAUCGCAGGGUCUCGUGUGACAAAUGUCAACACGGUACAAGGGAUCAACUUGAUGAAGAACUCGGCUGCUGAGUUAUGGGGUUUAGAUCAAAACAUUGGUUAUACGACAGCCUUUGCUUUCAUCCGCCAACUUGCUAUCCACUUGCGCAAUAGCAUUGUACACAACCAGAACGAGUCAUACAAGACGAUUUACAAUUGGCAGUAUAUUCACUCGCUGGACUUCUGGUCUUGUGUGUUGUCAGAACAUUGCAGUCCGCUGAAGGAGGCCGAGGCGGGCAAGGAAUCCCAGCUCAAGCUGCUGAUUUACCCUCUUGUCCAAGUCACACUUGGGGCCAUGCGCUUAAUACCAACCGCAACCUACUUCCCUCUUCGAUUCCAUAUGAUCCGAUCACUUCUACGUGUCUCACGGUCAACUGGAACUUACAUCCCGUUAGCGUCCGCCCUACUUGAAGUAUUGAAUUCCGCCGAAAUGAGAAAGUCGCCCAAACCGUCCACCAUUAAACCCCUUGACUUCCAAAUCGCCUACAAAGCACCGAAGUCAUAUUUGCGAACCCGGGUUUAUCAGGAUGGAGUAGGCGAGCAGGUUGUAGAUCUCUUCUCCGAAUAUUUCGUGCUAUGGUCCACGAAUAUAGCGUUCCCCGAGUUCGCUCUGCCUGUCGUCAUCAUGCUGAAGCGGUGGCUCAAGCAAUCGAGAAGAAAGACCGGUGGCAAUAACAACAACAAAGUCCGCGCCGGCCUCGUCCUUCUCGUUCAGAAGCUUGAGGCGAACGCGAAAUUCAUCGAAGGUAAACGAGCCAAGGUAGAUUUCUCUCCUAAAGAUCGUGCGCAAGUCGAUGCGUUCCUGAAGGAUUUCGAGUGGGAGAAGACGCCCAUCGGCGCCUACGUCGUCGCUCAGAGGAAGGCAGGUGCAGAGAAGGCUAAGAUGUUGGAACAGGCCAGAAAGGAGGAUGAGCGCAGGCGAAAGGAAGAAGAACAGGAAGCGCUAGAGGAGGACGCCGCAGGGCUGGAUAGUGAAGAUGAAGAAAUGGAGGAUCUGGACGAGGACGAAGACGAAGAUGAGGAUGAGGAUGAGGAUGAAGACGAUGAGUGAUUUUAUCGGAAGUCAUACUCGGAACAAGCACUGUUAAUGAAUAAG